This is a messenger RNA of Anopheles marshallii, 1962 nucleotides long. RefSeq names its product eukaryotic translation initiation factor 4E-binding protein Mextli (gene mxt). NCBI's taxonomy places the organism in Eukaryota, Metazoa, Arthropoda, Insecta, Diptera, Culicidae. The record is from RefSeq and is a predicted model, not a curated record. The transcript is spliced from 9 exons. The coding region runs from base 1 to 1962 and encodes 653 amino acids. Gene Ontology annotation, cellular component: RNA cap binding complex; cytoplasm. Gene Ontology annotation, biological process: positive regulation of translation; regulation of formation of translation initiation ternary complex. Gene Ontology annotation, molecular function: RNA binding; eukaryotic initiation factor 4E binding; translation initiation factor activity.
AUGUCGCAGAUGGGCCGCGCCGUAAAGAACUUGGAACCGCCACGUCCACUGAAGUCAACGCUGAAGCAAUCGCACGUCCAUCUGCCGGUUUAUGAAGUUCAAUCAAUCGAGGAACUCAUAACGCUGACGGAGAAUGUGGCCGCUAGCCUGGCAAACGGCUGCAACAAUGCGGAUGGUGUAAACGCACUGCUGGCGAAUCUGCGGCUACACGGGCCACAACUGGAGAAUGUAUCGAAAGAUACGCUGGACCGUGCGUUGGUCAUCUUCCGCAACGCGUCACAGGACGAACGGCUGAACAUAAUGACGCGAUUGAAUCUGUUGCAAUUAAUCGAGCUGCGCGCCAAAUCCUGGCAGGUUUCUGAUGGUGCAAACACCUACUACAAACACAAGGCAACAAAUGUGGAGCCUGACAUUUUGGCCGACCCGAACCUGCUGGGAUCCUCCCCGCCGAUGGGCCAAGCUGUGCCCGCGCUGGCACCGGGUGAGCUGAUACGGACCUCUGGCAAAUUCCCGAAGCCUACGAAGAUACCCGGUAAAACGUACUGCAAGGACGAGAUCGUGAUUCGCAACGCUGAUUCGGGAAAAGUGAUGGGAAUCAAGGGACGUAGAGUUCAUAUGAUUGAAGAACUGUCGGAAACUGUAAUUUCGUUCCAAAGAGUGGCUACCGGGGCAAAAGAACGGCUGGUUCAAAUCACAGGUCCCAACGAGGAAAAAAUCAAUUAUGCGAAACAGCUAAUCGAAGACACAAUUCGUCGUAACGCGUCCCCGGUACGUUUGGACAAUUCCCAGGAUGGAUCCUGCAGUUCUCUAGCGUCAUCCGGUUCGGAUGAAACGGUCCCGAGAAAGGAGGCAGGAUCGAACGCAAGCGCAAGAAGUGCCUUAGUUGGGGCCAUGGCAGAAAUGGCAGCUAGCAAUGGUACGAACGGUAUGGGGGGCUUCAUACCCAACCAACAGUCAGGACCGGGCACGGUAACCGGGGCCCUCGGUCUGAAUCUCAGUGGCUACUCACAGACGCCACCAUCCUACACGCAUCCGAAGCUGUCGCGCAACGGGUCGCAGAACAAUGCGCAGCGCAACAGCGUCGGCAAUGGUGGUUUGCUGCUGCACAGCUUCUCCACGAACGAUGCGUCACUCGGCGAAUACAAGUACACGGUGAACGUGGGUCAACAUAACCUGAAAAUAACUGGCGACUGUUUGGAGCUUGUGAAGGUGGCCAAACUAGUGCUCGAUGAUUAUUUCAGCAGCAACGAAUUUCUGGCCUCGGUAGACAUGUGCUCAAGUUUCGAUCUACCGAACACUCUCUCCUCGCCGGUGGGAACGAUGCCUGGCCAGCAUUCGCUCAUCACCGGCACACCAUUCGUCGACAGCGGUGUCGGUUUGAACAACAUUGGCACCGCGGUCGGUGAGGUGGGCAACAGCAUCGAGCUGGACGAUGAUGUGUUCAUCGUCGAAGCGGGUGCGGCCGGCUAUAAGCCGAACGAAGUGCAAACCAGCAGCAGCAAUACUACGAUUUCAGCCAGCAACAAUGGCCUGAGCCGGUCUCGUCGGAGCCAUUUUUCGCGCAAGGAUAGUGCGGGUGAUGGGCUGAAGGAGACUACAGCGGCGGCAACCAAAUUGGAUACGAACGCAGUGAAACGUAUCGAAUAUGAACGGCUGAUUUACUACGCGAAGUCACCGUAUUCGUGGGAUUUGCCUGCUGACUGGAAGCGUAUAUGUGAAACUCUUCCUUAUUUGGUAAAAAAUAAGGAUAUCGAAGAUCAAAAGAAUCGUUUUAACGGUGACCAAUUUCUGGAAAUGAAAAAGCAAGCAGCAAAGGACAGUAGUGUGCAGGGCAGCAAUCAGCUCCCGGAUGCAGGCGAAGCCGCUGGCGAACAACAACAACCGAACAGUGAUGGAGCAACCGGCACCGGAGAUAACGGGGCCGUUGCCGAUGCAACACAGAUGGAAAAGGCCAGUGCAUAG